UCUCCAGGCGCUGGUGCGGGAGGGUGUACUCCGCUUCUCCUCCUCUCAUUACUCUUAAAAAAAAAUCUUGUGUAUACAAAUCGAGUGAUUUUUAAGGUUUAAUGAACUUUAGGAACAGACUCUGUUGGUGGUAGAAAUUUAUAUUAUUGAGAAACAUCGAAGGAUAAUUUAUAUUUUGAAGAGUGACUUCCAUGUGGGUCUUAAUUUAAAGGCGCUGGAUGCCACCUACGGGUUUAGCGACGCAACCCACACCGGUCGACUAACACCAGGCAACGUCACCUGCCGGAUCCAGUGAUGUCUACCGAAACAGCCACCAUAGAAGCAGCGUGAGAAUUACUAUCACAGUAGUAAAACUUGCACUGACACCCUAUAGCACAUCUCAACACGUAUAAUCAUGAAGAGGUUCAGAAGUGUCAGCCUGUGCUUCUUGUGUUUAGCUGUUUGUGUCUUGGGAUCCAAUGCAGAGGGUGAGCAGUUUGAUGAACCGGAGAACUAUGACUACAGCUAUGGUGAUUACAGGUACCAAUAUGAAGGUGAACCUCCUGCCGCACCACAACUACAUGCUGAGAGCCAUGUUGCUGAUCCAACUCAUCUUGUAGAUGAACCAAGAGGUGAAGAGCUGCCCUUGUGUUGUCCCCCAAACACAGUGUAUGAUGUCUACCACAACUGCACAGGUGUUCCUGAAGGCUGGACCUGGAAACCUUUUCUUUCUGGAGAACCCCAUGCACUGUUUACCUACAAGGGGUUCCCCAAGUGCAAGCUGAGUGAACCAGUAUCCAUAUACCAAAAGGAGGUGUUUUUUAAUGAUGGAGAUGCUUUUGUGCCAAAUUACAUCCAGCUAGAUCAUAUUCCACGGUCAAAGUACUGUGUUACCAAGGUGUAUGACAGCACCUCUCCAGAAGAUUGUGAAAUUCACCAGACAAAAGUUUUUGUAUGUCUUGAGAAGAAACAGCCUGAACCAGGACUCUACUGGACGGGAGUGGCUGUGGCUCAUCUGCUCCUUUUCUUAACUCUGCUUGCUUUCUUUUUUAUAAGGGAUCUUCGAUCAUUACAGGGUCAGUACAUGAUCUGCUUCAUCAUAUCGCUUCUGCUGUACAACAUCUGUCUGCUACCAGGAUCAGUACUCACUCUAGAUAUCAGCUUUGUGUCAUGUGUAUCCCUAGGGGCUGUAAAAUACUUCUUUUUCUGUGGAGUGAUGCUGUGGUUCAAUGUGAUCUGUUUUGAUAUUUGGAGAACUUUAAAAAAUCGCCAAGAUGUUGGCUCUAGAAAGCGUUUCCUAUUGUACUCUGUGUACACCUGGGUUGUUGGAGCAGUGUUGACGACGGUUGUCCUGGUCACGCCAUAUGCAACCGGCAAGGAUCGUGAUAGCAGCCUCAUGGAGCUUGUCCCAGAUGUUUGUAAAUUAAAAACCGAUAUUAACAUAAUCUUGCAGUUAGUAGAGACGUUAUUGAUGAUAGUGAACUUCAUCUUCAUUAUAUUGGCAACUGCAAAUACUUGCAAGUAUCCAAAGUUUGGAAAUGGUCUCCCACGAUGUGAAGCAACUCUCAGUUUGAAACAAGGAUGGAAAUUGUUCAUCAUCAUGAUCGGCCACACACUUAUUGAUGUUCCUGAUGACAUAAUGGAAAUAAGAGUUGUUGAUUUGUGGCGAUAUGUAUUGGUAGAGUCACUAGCCAUCUUUGCAGUAUUUGCAUACAGAAAGACUGUGCUAAAAGCAGUGUACCGUUGUUUCUGUCGAGCACCUUGUUAUCAUCCUGAUGAAGAAAGGUCUUCAGUACAAGAGAAAGACCAACUUACAACAAUGCAUUAGUCAUGAAAUUUGAGCUUUAAAAGGUUGUAAAUCGUGGAACAUAUUACCAUAGUUUGUCUUUGCACAAAAAACAUGUGGUGAAAAGAUCAGUUUCUUUCAUAUGCAUGAAAAUAGUCAGCAAUUUUUUAUUCCAUCAUUGCUGGAGUUUUGUAUCUUGCACACAAACCACGAUGCUAGCUGUGUCACUGUGCACAGCUCGAAGAAUAUAAAAGUAAAGUACUGUACAAAAUAUCAGUUGAAAAUUUUUAUUGCAAGUCAUACACUUGCAGCCUGGAUAUACAUUAUUAUUUAUAGAAAAGCACUAAACUAGUAUGAGUCAUUCAGCACUAUGCCUGGAUGUACAGAAAAUGUAAUUAGUGCCUUUCAUUACUGUUUUUGUACAGGUUUUUCUCCAUCUGUACAUUAUAGCCAAGUUGUUAUUCUUGAUUAUUUGCAGUUGCGAGAAAAGGCCCAUAUUUAGAGCCAAGGUGUAUCUAAUCUUUAUUAUUAUUUAUUAAAAAUAUAUAAUGUAUAUUUUAGGAUUUGGCAUUGAAAUUGACUGGGGGAAUACUGUCAUUAGUUAUAGAAGUUGAUUCUCAUAAAACUGCAAAUCCAACAUGACCUUAUUGGUGCUCACUUGUGCCAGAACAUGUAUAAAGUAAGAAUGUAGAUGCACAGGGUUGUAAUAAUACCACAUAUAAAAUGGUCUCUCUACAGUAGGAUGAAUCUGCUGAUCAUUUUUAAUGUAAAAAAAUAAUAAUUUUUGUAUGUGUAACUGUGGUACUAAUUGUAUACUUUCAUGAAUGAAUGAAUGCCUUAAAAAUGCUCAACUUUAUUUUAGAUUAGAGCAGUGCUCUUAUCUAUAUAUUUUAAAUAUACAUUAUUUUGACUACAACCUAUGUAUAGUCCAAGGUUAAUUUUUUUUUAGUUGUAAUUGUUAAUCAUCAUUUUAUUCUGUUUGCUGAUGUAUGAGAGUUUUCUUGUUUAGUGAAAGCUGAAUUAAUUUUUUCUCUGCUUUUAUAACAUUGUACUGAUCAACUGAUGCAAGAAACUUGCUCACUACUUCACACUGGACACAAGACUACACAUAAUUAGUUCUCUGGGGUGCCAUAUAUCAAUUAAUAAGUGGAACUGAGACUUACAAAACAAGCCUUACCACUGGCUCCUUCCUUACACGAGGACUUAGAGACGAUGCGACACAUUAGGUAGGUUGCUCUCUCAUGAUGUUUUGCCGGACACUUGCCUUUAUUAUUUAUAGUACGAGUGACAGUUUUGCAUCUGAAAGUAUUCAGGGUGUUGAAAUGGUACUUGAUUAGAACUGUUAUGAUAGAUUUAAAAAUGCAAGAAUUUAAGGAUUUAGUUUCUUUUUAUUUUUUUAUUAUUUUUAUCGUUAGUAUUAGUAGUAAAAACCUCGAUUUAAUGGACACCAGCGUAACUUACAUGUACUUUGGAUUUAAAGGACAAAAUUUCUGGAAGUUCAGAAACAAUAAGGUCCAUUAAAUUCACAAUUGUCAGUUAUUAUUACAGUCAGCUGGGCAAAUUGAUUUUGGAUUUAACAAUGUUUAAUUCAGAAUUGUUGGUUAUUGUUAUGGUCUACAGAGUAAAUUGAUUUUGAAUUUAAUUGGCAUAGUCUGCCAGAUACAGAAGGGUCUAUCGUUGUUUUAAUUAUAGAAAAACAAUCUUAUCAGUCUGAUUUAACAGACAUUUGGCAUUACUUGACUGCCAGACCAUUACGAGCGUAAUGGUCUGAGAAUCGGCAUUACAAGACACAUCCUACUCCCUAUUAGUCUGUUAAAUCGAAGUUUUACCACAUUAUUAUACGAUAUUCACAAAAACAACUGAACCUAAAUGUGAUUCAGAGCUGAAUUUUUGUUAAUAAUAAAGCUUUGUGAUAUAAUUUUAAGUAAAGUCAUUAGUAACUAUUGUAGUGAAAUUCUGACUAAUUUUUUUUCAGUAUAUUAUCGCUUUGGUUUCACAUUAAUUAUCAAAUAACAGAGUUCUAUGUGCCUUCCAUGUCUGUUGAGAAAUAAAUUUUCCAGCUGGAGAAAGUAUGCAUUCCAUAGGAGUAUCAAAUUAAUAUUUUACAAAAAAUACUAUCUUGAAUGGUCAUGUUAACUAGAUGUUUCCAGCUACUCAAAACCUGUUUUCAAAUGCAUUUGCACCUAACCCACAAAUUGGAGAUAAAACCAUUUAAUGUGCCUGUCCUCAACCAUUAUUAUUUUAAUAUUGGUCCAGGAUGAAUGAAUUAUUGUAAUCAUGGGGGAGAGGUAAACCCGUAGGAUUAUACAGCGCCUGUAGGGGGGGGGGGAGGUAUUCAGGCUUAAUUUAAGAAACUGGAGCACAGAUCGAAUUCCCUAGAUCAAGAGCCCCUCAACAGCAUCAAAGAACCUCCCUUGACGGGCCAGGAUGAAUGAAAAUGCGUAGUUUCAUCUCCAAUACGUGGAUUAUUUGUGAAUUGUUCCAGCAACAGUAUUGUGACUUAUUCUUCGAAAUGCAUUUACUGUGUUUUAUUUGUUAUACUUUUGUUAUGUAGUGAGGUUUACAUUAGAGUUCCUAGCUGUUAAUUCUUUGAUGUUUUACCAUCAGAAACUAUUUUUACACAUGCCUGAUGGUCAGAGAUUGAAUGUUGGUAUUAUAUAGGCACCUUAUAAAAUGCUGUGUAAAAGUAAUUUUUAUAAUGUGUAUUUUUAUUGUACCAUUAACAUUUGCAUACAUGGUAUUAAAAGACUGUUAUGUUCA
This is a messenger RNA of Cherax quadricarinatus, 4525 nucleotides long. RefSeq lists its product as uncharacterized. Gene Ontology annotation, cellular component: membrane. Gene Ontology annotation, molecular function: transmembrane signaling receptor activity. Gene Ontology annotation, biological process: cell surface receptor signaling pathway. The record is from RefSeq and is a predicted model, not a curated record. NCBI's taxonomy places the organism in Eukaryota, Metazoa, Arthropoda, Malacostraca, Decapoda, Parastacidae.